Notothenia coriiceps (black rockcod) is the source of this 1373-nucleotide messenger RNA. RefSeq names its product schwannomin-interacting protein 1-like. Lineage: Eukaryota; Metazoa; Chordata; Actinopteri; Perciformes; Nototheniidae. Gene Ontology annotation, biological process: positive regulation of hippo signaling. Gene Ontology annotation, cellular component: plasma membrane; cell junction. The coding region runs from base 543 to 1373 and encodes 276 amino acids. The record is from RefSeq and is a predicted model, not a curated record. The transcript has 3 exons.
AGAGCUGCAGGCUGCGACAGAGAGCCACGGUUAUAGUGAGCCUGUGCAAGUCGGGGAGCAGCAGCAUGCUUCUUGUGCGCGUAGUUUUAAGUUUCUAGGUAAUAACUGAGCGAUAAAGGCGUCUUCAAACGUGCCCACAAUAUAAGGGGACGCACUUUACUUGCAGUUUAUUUAUUUUCCAGCUUAUUCAUUUUCCAGCUGACGUGGGAGCGGGAGAGCGCGGACUGGACUGCUGGUUGGACAUCACUGUGAGGAUAGGAGAUGCGUUGACCUGCUGGGAUUUAAAGACAUCUACGUUAUUUUGUCCAAUCAGGCAAGACUCCUCGGUUGUCUCCUCUGUGCACGGACUAGGCUACACACUCAGAGCGAUGACUGUACUGAAUUGUCCACCGGCUCUCUGUAAUUUCUCCAGCGAAACCAGCCUCACCGCCACCCGCCCUUAAAAUAAAGCUGCUGUGAAACAAGUCAGCAGCGUCGCCGUUGUCUAACAGCUGGGAUUUACACUUUACAAUGUCUUGAGACGAGACGGGGAAGCUACAAAGAUGAUGACAGAUUAUCGGGAGGAUGGCAUGGACCUGGGGAGUGAUGCAUCCAGUCGCUCCAGCUCAGAGUCCAACUCCAACAAGGUAACACCUUGCUCUCCUUCUCUUGACCUGGCCACUUUGGAGGACUACAAAUCCUCCCCCUCUCUGGAACUUGUCACCUUAGAGGACUACGAGGAGGACGAGGACUACCAAGAGUAUAAGAAGAAGGUGAUAGAGGAGUGGGAGAGUGAGUAUGGAGAGGGCUACACCUCUCCAAAGCGUCCUGGUCAGGAGGAAGUUGGAGGAGGCGUUGUUGGGGAGGACAUUCUUGGUGACGGCUACAGGAAGACAGUGAACAGUCGCAGCCUCGCUGAAGAAUUGGAGGAUGUGAAGACUGUCCCGCCCCCCCCGGCUUCCAGUGGACACACUGCCACCUCGGUCGCAGCCGUCCCAGAGGAACUGAAACAGAACGGCAAUCUGAUUUUGCCUAGGAGCCACCAGCUCAGCUCCCCCGGUACACCACGGAGCAGCACAGGGACUCCUAAGCCCCGCCACCGCAGCUCCAGCAAAGGCAGAGGGAGCCGCAGCACUGCCGGGGGUGGUGGUAGUGGAGGAGGAAGCAGUGGAGGGACUGGGGGACGGAUGGGGGGAUACAAAGAGGACGAGAUUGUAGAGGAGGAGCCUUUGCCCACCAUGGACUGGGCAGCCCUUGAGAGGCACCUGGCUGGGCUGCAGUGCAGAGAGCAGGAGAACCAGAACCUCAACCACAACCAGAACCACAUCAUGGGCAAGACCAACUACACCUCCGUAAAAAAGUAUGAGAGAGAAGAGGUGGACAGAGAGAGGUGA